Molecule: messenger RNA, 869 nt
Organism: Canis lupus familiaris (dog)
Lineage: Eukaryota; Metazoa; Chordata; Mammalia; Carnivora; Canidae
Gene: DRAP1
Product: DR1 associated protein 1
Exons: 7
Coding region: 121-738 (205 amino acids)
Biological process (GO): transcription by RNA polymerase II; positive regulation of transcription by RNA polymerase II; negative regulation of transcription by RNA polymerase II
Cellular component (GO): negative cofactor 2 complex; nucleus
Molecular function (GO): RNA polymerase II general transcription initiation factor activity; protein heterodimerization activity; core promoter sequence-specific DNA binding
Source: RefSeq, a predicted model, not a curated record
GGGCGGAGCAGGCGGCACCAGGACCCGGGGGAACCGCGGCAGGCGGGUGGCGAGCAGGCCCGGGGGCCGGGAAGCUGCGGGCGGCGGCGCUGGGCCCGGCGUGGCGAGAGAGGCCCUGAGAUGCCGAGCAAGAAGAAAAAGUAUAACGCGCGGUUCCCGCCGGCGCGGAUCAAGAAGAUCAUGCAAACUGACGAAGAGAUUGGGAAGGUGGCGGCGGCAGUGCCUGUCAUCAUCUCCCGGGCGCUCGAGCUGUUCCUAGAGUCGCUGUUGAAAAAGGCUUGCCAGGUGACCCAGUCCCGAAACGCCAAGACCAUGACCACAUCCCACCUGAAACAGUGCAUUGAGCUGGAGCAGCAGUUUGACUUUUUAAAGGAUCUGGUGGCCUCUGUGCCUGACAUGCAGGGAGACGGGGAAGACAACCACAUGGAUGGGGACAAGGGUACCCGCAGGGGUCGGAAGCCAGGCAGCAGUGGCCGGAAGAAUGGUGGGAUGGGAAGCAAAAGCAAGGACAAGAAGCUGUCAGGGACGGACUCAGAGCAAGAGGAUGAGUCUGAGGACACAGACACUGAGGGAGAAGAGGAGGCACCCCAGGCGCCACCCCAGGCUGGCCAUCCCCCUGCCCACUUUCAGAGCCCCCCGACACCCUUCAUGCCCUUCACUUCGACUCUGCCUCUGCCCCCAGCACCCCCGGGCCCCUCAGCACCUGACGCAGAGGAUGAAGAGGACUAUGACUCCUAGCGGCCUCUGCCCCCCCCCCAGGCCACACCCCCUUUUAGUUGGUUUUAGUUGCUCUGGGGGGAGGAGAGAAGAUAGAGCUGUUCUUAAAUUUAUUAAAAAAUUAAUAAAAGGGAACACCAGUGUCUGUCCCA